This is a messenger RNA of Emiliania huxleyi CCMP1516, 769 nucleotides long. RefSeq lists its product as hypothetical. Gene Ontology annotation, molecular function: protein binding. The annotation marks the transcript as partial. The transcript has a single exon. Lineage: Eukaryota; Haptophyta; Isochrysidales; Noelaerhabdaceae. The record is from RefSeq and is a predicted model, not a curated record.
AUGGGCUGGGACUGGAUGGCCGCCAACAGCGGAGACUGGGGCGGGCUGAUGUUGUCGCGCGACUCCGGCAAGACGUGGGCGAUGCUCGGUGCCUUCCCCGCCAACUACUACAUAUCCGCCAUCGUCAUCCAGAGCCCGACCAGUUUCCUCGUCGGCGCGCGCGCCCACUUCCACUCGCGAGACGACGGAGGCGUGUGGGCGACGCACGACGGCGGCGCAAGCUGGACGCGGUCGCUCACCCGCCCCGUCUACGACCUGGUCGCCCUCGACGCGGGCAAGAAGCUGGUCCUCGCGGCGCUGCCGUGGGUGAGCGCUGUCUCGUCGGUGCUCCUCUCGCGCUCCGGAGGGAGCGACGCGGAGGGCUGGGAGCCCUUCGCGGAGGGGCUGACUUGGGACGCGCGCACGCCCUUCUACCCGACCUUCGCCGUCGGCAAGAACACGGUGUUUGUCGGAGCGCUGACGGUCAACCCCGCUAAGCUGUCCGACACAGCCAGCGCCAUCUACAGCCGGCCGCUGAGCGACGUGUCGUCGCCGCGCCGCACCCACGAACGUCUUCGCGGUACGUCUCUAGCUAGAUCUCGCACGGCCGCGUGGUCGCGCGUCCCCGGCGGCCCCGCCCGCCUCGACCGCGACGGCAUGCCCAAGGACCGGAUGGCGCUGCUCGUCCACCCUGCGGACGACUCGCUGCUCUUCGUCGCGGGAAACGCGGACGCGCUGGUGUGGCGCGUCAGGUGGGCCGAGGGCAAGUGGGUGCCCUCCGGCGCCGACG